AUGGUCCGCACUUCCGUUCUCAACGAUGCUCUUAAGAACAUCAACAACGCCGAGAAGGCCGGCAAGCGCCAGGUCCUGAUCCGACCCAGCUCCAAGGUCAUCAUCAAGUUCCUCAGCGUCAUGCAGCGACACGGCUACAUUGGCGAAUUCGAGGAGGUUGACGACCACCGCUCCGGCAAGAUCGUUGUCCAGCUCAACGGUCGUCUCAACAAGACCGGUGUCAUCUCUCCCCGCUACAACGUCCGCCUGGCCGAUCUCGAGAAGUGGGUUGUGCGCCUGCUGCCCGCCCGUCAGUUCGGCUACGUUAUCCUGACCACCUCUGCUGGUAUCAUGGACCACGAGGAGGCAAGAAGGAAGCACGUUGCUGGCAAGGUUAUCGGCUUCUUCUACUAG
Messenger RNA from Phaeoacremonium minimum UCRPA7, 393 nucleotides. RefSeq names its product putative 40s ribosomal protein s22 protein. Gene Ontology annotation, molecular function: structural constituent of ribosome. Gene Ontology annotation, biological process: translation. The record is from RefSeq and is a predicted model, not a curated record. Lineage: Eukaryota; Fungi; Ascomycota; Sordariomycetes; Togniniales; Togniniaceae. Bases 1 to 393 code for a protein of 130 amino acids. Gene Ontology annotation, cellular component: cytosolic small ribosomal subunit; ribosome. The transcript is spliced from 2 exons.